Messenger RNA from Nanorana parkeri, 3295 nucleotides. RefSeq names its product chromosome unknown C9orf172 homolog (gene AJM1). Gene Ontology annotation, cellular component: apical junction complex; plasma membrane. The record is from RefSeq and is a predicted model, not a curated record. Lineage: Eukaryota; Metazoa; Chordata; Amphibia; Anura; Dicroglossidae. The transcript has a single exon. The coding region runs from base 23 to 3295 and encodes 1090 amino acids. Gene Ontology annotation, biological process: cell-cell junction organization.
ACCAGGACAGCGCUACAUUAAAAUGACACGAACAGACCCACCUGACAUACUAGUUUCUACAGUUUACCAAGACGUGAAGGUAACCCUGAGCACUGAUUCUCAAAUCUGUGGUUCACCUGCACAAUGUGACAGCUUCAUGUCCAACCACAAGGACCUCAGCCAGCCACCAUUCAAUAAAAGGCACUGCCGCAGCUUCGACUUUCUUGAAUCUCUAGACGACCAGCUGACCAACGCUCAAGCCAUGGAUGCCUACCAUCGAGGAGCUCGCAGGCGUGCUGACACACCAGAACCAUCAAACCAGCCUGUAGUGAGGAGGUCCUCUUCCAGGUCUGAUCCACAAUACACUUCUCAGGGGGUGGACACCUCAAAGGAAGCAAAAGAACCAAGGAGACGUCCAAGAUCAAAGAGUGCACCAAGAGUCAAAACCACCUUCACCUCAGUUCCCAUACAAAUGUCUUCAUCACAGUCCCCACCACCCACUGCCAGGAGAGGCAGAGAGGCUGUGAGGGCUUCAAGAGAGCCCCAGAAAUCUGUGGCCUCUCCCAAAAGGGAAGUCACCUAUGCUCCUACCAAGGUAAUAAUGAAUGAGGUUCACCCCAUAAAGUUACAACCCCAGCGCAACAGUGCAAGCCGCAUCUCUCCUUUGUGUGUCAGCAAUAAUUGCAUGGAGGAUCCCCAAUGUGGGAAGCCAAUCUCCAGUCCCCAUGUGCGAUGCCGAGUUGACAUAAAGCCUGAUGAUGCAGUUAUUCAGCAUGCCGCUCAUGCCUCCAAAUCUAACCAGGCUUGGGGAGAGCCACAGCAUUUCCCAAGGCAACCAGGCACCCCGCGGAGCUUAGCAGUGCCAAAUGCAAGAUUGAUGUCAGUGUCUCGUACACCCACGCCCAGUGAUUCCUACAGUGUUGAUCCAAGAAUGACCCACUUUGCUUGCACUCCGGGGCAGGAAAUGUAUGGAACUGAUGGGCGAGGAAUCCCAUACCAAAGUGUUGCUUCACCAAGGGAUUUUGCACAGUACAAUACCCGGGACUGUGGACAAUAUGUCAGCCCUACCAUCCCCACUGCUUACUUUUACACUGAGGAAGAUGGCAACUUUGGCCAAAUCCCUGUCAAACCUAGGGGAUAUUAUCCUCGUCCUUAUCCCGAUCACGGAGUUCCCACACACCAAUAUUAUGAAGAAAAUCCCCCAGUGCAACCCAGAGCCUAUUAUAUAGAAGACCCUAGAACGUAUCCUAUCCAGGAAGCUUCAGUAAGGACGUUUUAUAGUGAUGAUCCCCGUUUUUACCCUCCUCGUACUGCCCAAGCCAAAAGUCUUUAUAGUGAAGACAUGCGGUCUUAUCCACUUCAGAGUACAUCAUCAAAACUUUAUUAUUCAGAGGAUAUUGCAAAAUAUUCUGAAAGGGAAGCAUUAUCUAGGACAUAUCCAUAUCCCAGAACUACUCAGCAGCCCCUGCAGUUCAGUGAAUGGUAUUUUCCUGAUCAGAGUCCGGUAUCUUACCAAACAAUCCAAAUGCCACCAUUUCCCACGCAAACAGCAAGCAGAGAAGCAAUGUUAUCAUCUUGGCAUGCUUCUUAUAGCAUGAACCAGCAAAGACUAGGGACUGAUGCAAGAAACUAUUCCAGGUCUUGGGACAACAUCUUAAACACUGGUGGACGCAAAGAAGACCCACUUUCACGAGGCCGCAGCUAUGAAAACCUGUUGUGCCGUGAACGAUGUGCCUUAUCGCCAGAUGAUAGACGCCAGCCUGUGGUAGUUAAUCUUUCUUGCUCUCCCAAGCGCUAUGCUGCCCUCUCGCUCUCAGAAAACUCUAUUUUGGAGAAAGUCCAUACAGAUGGGGGCACUGGAAGGUACACAAUGGGCCGAUCUUGGUUUGUCACUCCAGAGAUUACCAUUACCGACAAUGACCUGAGAGCCAAUGGAGGGGGAAGAAGUGAGCGUCGCUCCGCUAGCUGGGAUGUGAUAGAUUCUGGAAUUUCUCCACCCACCUAUCCAACACAUGUCUCCUACCCUACCAAAGAGAAGAUGCCAAGCAGGUCUUCCCGUCACCGCAGCUUGGAGCAGCUUGAUGAACUCAUUGCUGAUUUAGUGAUAGAUUAUAAACCACCAUCAAGCCGCCGUCCUAGUGAAACAGAUGCAUUGGCUGAUCAGUUAAGGAAGCUUAUUAAAGAAGACAUGAUAGGGAUACCAAGGAAACCAGAGUCCUAUGGGCAGAUGUCUCAUCUUCUCCAAAACCGUCCCCUUAAAGAACAGCCAACUUCUACCUUUCCCGAGUCCCACAGAGGUCAGCGAAGGGGUGCUUUCCCUGAGGUGCCAGUGUCAAGUCCUCAUAAGCCCUUAGAGGACUGUUCACCAGAUCUCAGUGCCGAUGAAGAUGAUCUAUUAACCUGUUCUAAUGCCAAGUGCAGGCGCACUGAGACUAUGUUUAAUGCUUGCCUCUACUUUAAGUCUUGCCAUAGCUGCUACACCUACUACUGUUCCCGUAACUGCCGGCGAGAGGAUUGGGAUAUACAUAAAGAAAGCUGCAUCUAUGGGCGUAUGGGCAGUGUUUGUCGACAUGUGCUCAAAUUUUGCAGAGAGACCACUGAGGUGCACAAAGCCUUCUCUCGAAUUGCCAAGGUAGGCUAUCUGUCCCGAGGGAGAGGGGUGCUCUUUCUUGGCUUCCCCAAUCCGGGUUCUGCAGAUAAUUUUCUUCAGUUAGGACUGGAGGGCCUGCUUAUGUCUCCUACAUAUCUAUCUCUGAGGGAACUUGAGAGCUACUCAGAUAACCUAGGAGAACAUGCCAAGGAAUUACAAAUAGCUGGCAAUGAGUAUGACCCUGAGGAAUGUUUCAUAUUGAAUGUAACUGUGGCAGUGGGACAAAGUAGCCAGGACCGGCUGUCGUCCAGAGCCCACCAUGUACCUACUAUCCGCAAGUAUGCCAAAAUAGCCUUAGCCUCUUCUAGUCCAGAGAGGAAAAUCACAAAAAAGGAAAAGGACAUGGAGACCCUUAUACUGACCCCACCUCCUGGAACGGCUGAUUUGGAUAAAGAUGGGGAGGAGGGUAGAAAGGCCAGAGAAGUUUGCUUUAUACAUAUCCAGAGGGAACUAAGGAUUAGGGGGGUCUUCCUACGCCACGAGUAUCCUAAGAUCUACCAGCAGCUGUGUGAGUUUGUGGAGAACAAUAAAAGAUUUACACCCACGACCAUCUACCCCAUUGAUAGAAGAACUGGCAAGCAAUUCAUGUGCAUGAUCAUGGCAGCUUCAGAACCCAGAACUCUUGAUUGGGUUGCCAGCCCAAAUCUUUUGGAUGACCUCAUGUGA